Molecule: messenger RNA, 4340 nt
Organism: Notechis scutatus (mainland tiger snake)
Lineage: Eukaryota; Metazoa; Chordata; Lepidosauria; Squamata; Elapidae
Source: RefSeq, a predicted model, not a curated record
CGGAUCUGGCCUGCAGCCUUGGGCUUGACACCCCUGCUCUAAGGUCUCCUCCAAGAUUAUACCAUCUCCUUAAAGUUCUACCUUGUCUUUUUAAGGAACCUGUUUUGAGUCAUUGAGGUUGUAAUGUUAUGGGUCUAGGAUUGCCCAUUUGACCUGGAGGAGACAUUUAUAUUACUACAAAUCAGAUGUGUGCACAAUUAUCCUGUUCCAUACAGUUAUGCUCUUUAAUAAGAGGACCACAGAAGCAUUUGGCUUUACUUUUAUUGGGCACAACAUCAUGUUUCUGUGUUUGUCUAUAUGUGAUGCAAACCAGUUAUUAACUUCAGAGUAGACCCUGAACUUUUCCCUUUCUAUUGAUUUGAUGAUCACCUCUCUAGUUUGUCAGUGGGAAACAUUGAUAGCCAAAAAGGACAAGAUGAAGCAAGGUAUAGAAUCUUGUUUUCACCUUCCUCAGAUAAAAGAAAUAUUCUUUUCACAAAAGAAAAAUGUUCUCCACAUUCUUGGAAAGACACUUUGCCUUUCUUCUGAGGGUUUACAAACAGGUUGAGAAACUUUAUUGUAAAAAGACUGAUGUAAUGACCAGGAAUGAGAUCAAAGUUAUAGGAAAGAGUGGACUUCACAUAAUUUCACAUUUAAUCUUAUAAAGCUCUCAAUCAAUUUUGAAGAUGAAUGCUGUCAGUCUUAUAAUAGUAUCUGAAUUACAUGAAUUACUUAAGCUAAACAUCAAAGCUCUAUCUCUUACCCUUAUGAUGGAAAGAGAAGAUGCUGCCUCUUUAAGACCAUCCUCCUUUGUAUUCUGUGGCUGCAGGAAGUUUGGCUUUAGGCUGCUAUCCUCGUGUCCAACUACAAAGCAAAGAAAGAGGCACUUUCCUUGUUCGGCUUCUCUGUUCCAGCAGUCACACAAUGAAGCCUUGUUGUGUCAGGAACUCUGCUCUCUGAAUUGGCUUUAACUAGAGAGAUUUGACUUCCCACUCCUAAUUGGAAAUCUGUAGUCCCAUUAGGACAUGGUCCCCAUUGCUUUCUAUAUUUCCCACCCACCCACCCAAUACUAUGAGCAUUUGCCAGGUAGACCGAUAAACCAACAACGUAUUUCCUGAUUGUCUAUACCCGCGGUUGGUCUUCCCCAUCUGAUAUCCUAAUAGGAGUUUCAUCUUGACUCUUAUUUCAAGCCAACUUAAUGAGCCAAAAUCCUGAGUCAGGGCAUCUUGCAUCUGUAAUAAAGAGAAUGUGCUUGAACUCCUCUAGUGGCAUUUGCAGGCUGUCUUACAAUGCGGGCUGCAUAUGCAAAAGUCUGUGUAUGCCACUGUGCAGAUGUAGGGCAAAAUUCUAGAAUGAACUGGCUCUUUCAGCUAUCACAUUCUGCCUCUUCCAUAUGAUAGAUAGGAUGCUCAACUAAGUUCUUAUUUUUCCUAGGAAUCCCGAGGCACCAUGCCUCCUCCAUUUCCUGAACUCGUGCAUUACCAAGCGACCUAACCCCUGAGGAGUGUCAAGAAUUGGAGAAUAUCCGUCGGCGGAAGCAGGAACUGCUGGCAGACAUACAGCGUCUGAAAGAUGAGAUAGCAGAGGUCACAAAUGAAAUUGAGAAUCUGGGCUCCACAGAAGAGAGGAAAAACAUGCAGAGAAACAAGCAGGUGGCAAUGGGCCGGAAGAAAUUUAACAUGGAUCCUAAGAAGGGGAUUCAGUUCCUCAUAGAGAAUGACCUUUUGAAGAAUACCUGUGAGGACAUUGCCCAGUUCCUCUACAAGGGGGAAGGACUCAACAAGACUGCCAUUGGCGACUACCUGGGUGAAAGAGAUGACUUCAAUAUCCAAGUAUUACAUUCUUUUGUGGAGCUGCAUGAGUUUACAGAUCUCAACCUCGUACAGGCACUGCGACAAUUCCUUUGGAGCUUUCGGUUGCCAGGUGAAGCGCAAAAAAUUGACCGGAUGAUGGAAGCAUUUGCACAACGGUACUGUCAAUGCAACCCUGGCGUGUUCCAGUCAACGGAUACUUGUUACGUACUUUCCUUUGCCAUAAUCAUGCUGAAUACCAGUUUGCAUAAUCCCAACGUGAAGGACAAGCCCACUGUGGAGCGCUUCAUCGCUAUGAACCGUGGUAUCAAUGAUGGCGGGGACCUACCUGAGGAAUUACUCAGGAAUCUCUAUGAGAGCAUAAAAAAUGAGCCCUUCAAAAUCCCCGAGGAUGAUGGCAAUGACUUGACGCACACCUUCUUUAAUCCGGACCGUGAAGGCUGGCUUCUGAAGCUUGGAGGUGGCCGAGUGAAGACGUGGAAGCGACGCUGGUUCAUCUUGACAGACAACUGCCUUUACUACUUUGAGUACACCACGGACAAGGAACCGAGGGGCAUUAUUCCAUUGGAAAAUCUAAGCAUCCGUGAAGUGGAAGAUUCUAAGAAGCCGAACUGCUUUGAGCUGUAUAUCCCUGACAACAAGGACCAGGUCAUCAAAGCAUGCAAGACUGAGGCAGAUGGACGUGUGGUUGAAGGAAACCACACCGUGUACCGCAUCUCGGCACCCACUACGGAAGAGAAGGACGAGUGGAUCAAAUGCAUCAAAGCUGCAAUCAGCCGGGACCCCUUCUACGAGAUGCUUGCUGCACGCAAGAAGAAGGUUUCCUCCACCAAGCGGCAUUAGUCCCCUCACCUAACUCUGCGGUGGUGACCUUGGCAGGGGAUGCCUCUCCAUCUCCGGAGGCUGGGGGAACGAGAGGCUGCCCUAGAUCGCCUGCUCUCUGUUGCUGCCUUUAGGAGACCAGCUUCAGCUUUUGCUAUUCUUUUCCUGUUUGGGAGCAGGAAGAAGAAGGGGAGGGGCCACUAAGUGGGUGGCAGCCACCAACUCACUAACUUCUUUCUUAGGAAGAAUGCCAGCUUCUUAUCUUGGCAACCUGAAUCCCACCUGCAUCUUCUGCAGUCCAGAAGAGAGAAAGUGGUUGGAGUCUUUGGGGCUAUCCUAGUUGAUUUGUUCAUUGUGUGAGCUAAUGGAGAGGUAGAGCGCAUCACGCAGUAUGCACCCCUAAGGGGAUGUAACUCUUAUUUUAAUUUGCAGUUGCUACUCUCUAAAGCCCAAGCACCAGGAGUGGACCAUGGACCUUUAAAGGUAUACAUGGAUCUAGAGAGCAGACAUGUUAGCUUUGAAGCCUAGAGAUUCCAGAGACACCUCCUGUUGCCUUUAUUUUUUUUAUUUGUUAGUCGAGCAAGAUUGGUGGCUUCCGUUCCCAAAGCGAUUCAGCCAUGUGGUCUGUUAGGCAUCAUUAGCUGGGAUCCUCUUUCACCUUUUUUAAUAAUUAACCCUAAGGAGUAUGGAGCAAUCAAAGAUGUCUGCUCCAACGCCUGGAUUAGGGGCCUAGGGCAAGGCUGCCAACCUCCAGGAUUUCCACUGCCCUCGUUCUAGAGGGCGCCUACUGUAGGUGGCUCUUGUUAUUGCUGGGAGCCAGUUCACAGGCUUGCAGAAGUGGGGCAGGCAGAUUGUGUGAUUAGUGUUGAUGCUUUGCAGGAAGAUUUGUUUUUUUUGCCAACAAUUUGUGGGGAGUGCCCCACUCAACUGCUGGCUGGGAAAUCUCCACCCUCUGUUUUAUUUAGCGUUGGAAUAAUGGCUCAGAAUAGCGGAGUUUCAGGAAGAAGGGAAUGGGGGAGGGAAACUUCUGAUAAUAAGGAAGGGUAAAGCACACACACACACACACACACACGGAGUGUUGUCUUUCUGACCAGUCCUGUUGCAGUUCUUUUUUGGCAGGGAUGGGGCCCAGGUGAGUUCAUCUGAGGUUGCCCUGGGCCAGUGGAAGCGGUAGCCCUUGACCCUGAGUGAAGCACAAGUAAGCAGUUGGAGAUUAGGGAUUUGGAGCGGGGUGGCUUUGCCAGCUAAUGUUUGCAACUAGGUUUGUAGGGGUGGGGAGGAGAGCCACAAAGAAGACUGCCUUCCUUUGCAAAGUUUUGGGGGAACUCUGGAUAUACCUCCCUCAGUUCUCUCCAAGCCUCUAAACCCAUCUCUCUAUCAGUCUAUUUAUCCGAGAUGUAGAUACUCUCUGUACAGAUUUCUUUCUCCUUGAAAUUAUUUUGUAUUUGUUUUAAAAGAUUGUUUUUAUGAAACACGACAGGAUUCCUGCCUAUUGCUGUAGCACAAGGGGAAAAUGGGGAGAGUGAAAGCUAUUACAGUUACAGUUUUUGGUUUUGAAUCUGUUUUUCAGGGCUGGUUUGGAACUUUCAUUUCCCACAACUUUGUGAUUUAGCACAGAGCACCUGCAGCAAAUAAACAUUGAACUCGCAUUUGGCUCACAUUCAUCUUUGUCUGCUUGUGUUCCUCUGCCAACAGUUAAGCAAAUUUGGUGUUCUGAGGAUUGUCUUG